GGGAGGAAGGGAGGGCGCGCGGGGCGAGGGGCGGCGGCAGACCUCGCGGGACCCCAGCGGGACGCGCGGGCGGCGGUGGGAUGCGCGCUCUGGGCGGUGGGGCGCGGCGCUAGGGGCCCGGCGGGGCGUCCCCAGGCUGCGACCCCGCGGGACCCUCCCCUCCGACCGCCGCCUUCGCAGUCCGCGCGCGGGAGCAUGAGUCCCGGCAGGAGCCCCACGGCCGCCGGCUGCGCGUAGGACGGCGAUAGGCGCCCUGGAGGACCCGCCGGCCGCCCGGCUCCACCGCAGCUCCAGCUGCCUGCAGCGGGGCGCUCCCGAGGCCCCGGAGGAAGGAACCAUGAAAGUGAGAUCGGCCGGCGGUGAUGGAGAUGCCCUGUGCGUUACAGAAGAGGACCUGGCAGGUGACGACGAGGACAUGCCGACCUUCCCGUGCACCCAGGAGGGCCAGCCGGGCAUCCGCUGCAGCCGCUGCCAGAAGAACCUGUCUUUGCACACGUCGGUGCGGAUUCUUUACCUCUUCCUGGCCCUGCUCCUGGUGGCCGUGGCUGUGCUAGCCUCUCUGGUUUUCAGAAAAGUGGACUCUCUCUCCGAAGACAUCUCCUUGACCCAGUCUAUUUAUGACAAGAAGCUUGUGCGAAUGCAGAAGAAUCUCCAGGGCCUGGAUCCAAAAGCCCUGAACAACUGCUCUUUCUGCCAUGAAGCUGGGCAGCUGGGGCCCGAGAUCCAAAAACUGCAGGAGGAGCUGGAGGGAAUUCAGAAGCUGCUCCUGGCCCAGGAGGUGCAGCUGGACCAGACCUUGCAGGCCCAGGAGGUGCUCUCCACCACCAGCAGGCAGAUCUCGCAGGAGAUGGGUAGUUGCUCCUUCUCCAUCCACCAGGUUAACCAGUCUCUGGGGCUCUUCCUGGCCCAGGUGAGAGGCUGGCAGGCCACCACAGCUGGCCUGGACCUCUCUUUGAAGGACCUCACCCAGGAAUGCUACGAUGUCAAGGCUGCAGUGCACCAGAUCAAUUUCACCGUGGGGCAGACUUCCGAGUGGAUCCACGGGAUCCAGCGGAAGACGGACGAGGAGACCCUGACCCUCCAGAAGAUUGUCACUGACUGGCAGAACUACACCCGGCUCUUCAGUGGCCUGCGUACCACCUCCACCAAGACUGGAGAGGCAGUCAAGAACAUCCAGGCCACCCUGGGGGCCUCCUCACAGCGCAUCAGCCAGAACUCUGAGAGCAUGCAUGACUUGGUACUGCAGGUCAUGGGCUUGCAGUUGCAGCUGGAUAACAUCUCGUCCCUCCUGGACGACCAUGAGGAGAACAUGCAUGAUCUCCAGUAUCACACCCGCUAUGCCCAGAACCGCACUGUGGAGAGGUUUGAGUCUCUGGAAGGACGCAUGGCUUCUCACGAGAUCGAAAUUGGUACCAUCUUCACCAACAUCAAUGCCACCGACAACCACGUGCACAGCAUGCUCAAGUACCUGGACGACGUGCGGCUCUCCUGCACGCUGGGCUUCCACACCCAUGCCGAGGAGCUCUACUACCUGAACAAGUCCGUCUCCCUCAUGCUGGGCACCACAGACCUGCUCCGAGAGCGCUUCAGCCUGCUCAGUGCCCGGCUGGACCUCAACGUCCGGAACCUCUCCAUGAUCGUGGAGGAGAUGAAGGCGGUGGACACACAGCAUGGAGAAAUCCUUCGCAAUGUCACCAUCAUACGAGGUGCCCCUGGCCCUCCAGGACCAAGAGGACUCAAAGGAGACAUGGGCGUGAAAGGGCCUGUUGGUGGCAGAGGCCCGAAGGGAGACCCCGGUGGCUUGGGACCCCCAGGACCCCAGGGUCCUCAGGGGCAACCUGGAGAGACUGGACCUAUGGGAGAAAGGGGCCCCAUUGGCCCUCGAGGGUUCCCAGGCCUCAAAGGCUCAAAGGGUAGCUUUGGAACCGGAGGACCAAGAGGACAGCCAGGUCUGAAAGGGGACUUGGGGCCCCCAGGACCAGAAGGGCCCCCGGGGUCUCCAGGGCCCUCAGGGCCUCAGGGAAAACCGGGGAUUGCAGGGAAGACAGGGUCACCAGGCCAGCGGGGCGCCAUGGGGCCUAAGGGUGAACCAGGGAUCCAGGGUCCCCCGGGCCUCCCUGGACCUCCAGGACCACCAGGAAGCCAGAGCUUCUACUGAGGAGGGCUCUGGAGCAGACACUGUCACAAAGAAUGCUGGAGGGGCAGAGAGCAGAUCCAGGCCCCAGAAAGCCUCACCUACAGAUAGCUGUGGUCCUCUGAUUCCAGUGAGGGGGUUCCCCAGGGCUGGCCCUGCAGCUUUGGCCUGCCCCAUAGUGACUGUAUCAUAGGAAAGCAGUCCCUACUCACACACACAUGCACAUAUGCACAUACUUGUGCACACACGUGCACACAUACACGUGCAGGCACACAGGUGC
Cebus imitator (Panamanian white-faced capuchin) is the source of this 2414-nucleotide messenger RNA. It is a transcript of the gene SCARA3, whose product is annotated as scavenger receptor class A member 3. The record is from RefSeq and is a predicted model, not a curated record. The transcript has 6 exons. NCBI's taxonomy places the organism in Eukaryota, Metazoa, Chordata, Mammalia, Primates, Cebidae. The coding region runs from base 338 to 2158 and encodes 606 amino acids.